UAACUAUCCUGAAUGUGUUGAUGUGAGAGGGCUUUUUUAAUAUUUUUUCAGUUUUAUGCCUUCUUCAAUUCGAUUCGCAUCCUCUUCUUCUUCCUCCCCGCUUCCGUCGCAGUCGCCAUCCCUAUCCCCAUCGUCAUUCGUUGGUCUCUUCCGGUGCUACAAUAAUCUGCGAUACAACUCUUAAAAUCAUUAUUAAUUCAACUUGCCUACUGCUUAACUAGUUGUGGAUAAUUUCAACCGUCGUGGCUGGCAGAGAGGCAUAAUUCGAAUCGUUUUUGGAUUUAGAUUCUUGAAAUGCAUCGUGUUGCAAGUGCUGGAAACAGUAAUUCAACUUCAGUACGUAGUCGCAAGGAAAAGAGGUUGACUUACAUAUUAAAUGAUGCAGAUAAUAUGAAGCAUUCUUCUGGUGUGAACUGUUUAGCUGUCUUGAAGUCUUCAGGACAAGAUGGAUGCAAUUAUCUCUUUACUGGUAGCCGUGAUGGCACAUUAAAGAGAUGGGAAUUAUCUGAAGAUCGUGCUUCUUUCUCUGCUACAUUCGAGUCUCAUGUUGAUUGGGUUAAUGAUGCUGUUCUUACAGGUGAUAAAACAUUGGUUUCUUGCUCAUCAGAUGCCACUGUUAAGGUGUGGAAUAGCCUGUCUAAUGGGACAUGUCUCAGGACUUUGCGUCAACACUCAGAUUAUGCUACUUGCCUUGCUGCUGCUGAAAAUAAUAGCAACGUAAUUGCCUCUGGUGGCCUUGGUGGUGAGGUUUUCAUAUGGGAUCUUGAAGCUGCACUUGCUCCAGUUUCCAAAUCAAAUGAUAUGAAUGUAGAUGACAGUACAACGUGUACAAAUGGUUUGGGGUUUUUGCCACAUACAGGUCUUCGUCCUAUUAGGUCAAGCAAUAACAUUACUGUGCAUCCGACUCCAGGUCAAGGUUAUGUUCCUAUUGCUGCAAAAGGCCAUAAAGAGUCGGUAUAUGCAUUAGCCACAAAUGACCGUGGCACUCUUCUUGUCUCUUGUGGUACUGAGAAGGUUGUGCGUGUUUGGGACCCGAGAACUGGUUCUAGAACCAUGAAGCUUCGGGGGCAUACUGAUAACAUUAGGGUUCUGCUGUUGGAUUCUUCUGGCAGACUUUGCUUAUCUGGGUCCUCUGAUUCCAUGAUUAGGCUGUGGGAUCUUGGUCAGCAGAGGUGCAUUCAUUCCUAUGCUGUGCACACAGACUCUGUCUGGGCCCUUGCCAGUACCCCAACAUUUAGUCACGUUUAUAGUGGUGGAAGGGAUCUUUCUUUGUAUAUGACAGACUUGUAUAAAAGAGAAAGUGUGUUGCUAUGUACAGAAGAGCAUCCAAUCUUGCAACUGGCCUUGCAUGACAAUGGGAUUUGGGCUGCCACAACAGAUUCUACUUUACAUAAUUGGCCGGCUGAAGCACAGAAUCCUAUGAAAGUAUUUGAAAGAGGUGGUUCUUUCUUGGCUGGCAAUUUGUCUUUUUCGAGGACAAAGGUUUCACUCGAAGGUUGUACACCGAGCCCUGUUAGUAGAGAACCAUCUUUAAGCAUUCGUGGAGCUUCAGCUAUCGUGCAGCAUGAGAUUUUAAAUGAUAAAAUGCAUGUUCUGACCAAGGACGCUGCCGGGACAGUGAAAUUGUGGGAAAUUACAAGAGGUGCAGUAAUUAAAAACUAUGGCGAGAUUUCAUUUGAGGAAAAGAAAAAAGAACUGUUUGAGAUGGUGUCCGUACCUUCAUGGUUCACAAUAGAUUCAAGGCUUGGGAGUUUGUCGGUGCACUUAGAUGCACCACAAUGCUUCACUGCUGAGAUCUACUCUGCUGACCUAAACAUUCCAGGAAAAUCGGACGAUCACAAGAUCAGUUUGGCUACGGAAACAAUUAAAGGGCUGCUGGAACGUUGGCUAGCGAAAAGAAAGAUGAGAUCCGAACCUCAAAUUUCAGCUAAUGGCGAGAUUCUACCAGGAAAUGAAAUGCCUGCGAUAACCACGAGCCUAUCUGGCGUAGACGGAGACAGCAAUUUGGAAAAUGAUUCUGCCACCUAUCCGCCAUUUGAGUUUUCCAAGACUUCCCCUCCUGCCACCUAUCCGCCAUUCGAGUUUUCCAAGACUUCCCCUCCUUCCAUUGUUACCGAAGGCUCUCAUGGAGGUCCAUGGAGAAAGAAAACUACUGAUCUAGACGGAACUGAAGACGAGAAACACUUUCCAUGGUGGGUUCUUGACUGUGCGACGAGUACUCGCCCGAGAGAAAUUACCAAAUGUUGUUUCUAUUUGCAUCCAUGCGAAGGUUCUACUGUUGAGGUUCUCACUCAAGGGAAACUCAGUGCUCCUCAUAUUUUGACAAUAUAUAAAGUCAUUAGUUAUGUGACACAAAAGAUGGUUAAGAAUUCGCAUAAUAAGGGUCCAACAGCCGUCGAAGCUCAGAUUCCUCCUCCAGUAGCCGGUAAUGGUUCUGAAGUAGUAGCCCGUGAUGAUUCGGGACAGAAACUUUCGCAAAGAUUGAAGCACAAUGUAGAGAUUUUUUGCAAAAACCAUGUGUUAAGUCCGGAGAUGAGCUUAGCAACUGUUAGGGCGUACAUAUGGAAGAAAGCCGAUGACCUUGUCCUUUAUUACAGAGUGGAGGAGGAGGACGACGAAGACAAUAGGUGACAUAACUUAUUCAAAUCAAAGGUGACCUGAGGCGUACAUGACCAGGAUUGGCUGUUAUAAUCACCACUUCCGUCUAUAAGAUUUUGACUAACUUGAAUGUUUGCAAAUAGUUUAUUCUUAAUUUCAUUCCAUAUCGAUGGUUAAAAUUGAUAAGAAUGUAUUUGUUAGUUUGAGG
Andrographis paniculata is the source of this 2806-nucleotide messenger RNA. RefSeq lists its product as uncharacterized. The record is from RefSeq and is a predicted model, not a curated record. Gene Ontology annotation, biological process: protein deubiquitination; double-strand break repair via homologous recombination. Gene Ontology annotation, molecular function: ubiquitin binding. Lineage: Eukaryota; Viridiplantae; Streptophyta; Magnoliopsida; Lamiales; Acanthaceae. Bases 295 to 2631 code for a protein of 778 amino acids. The transcript has 19 exons.